AUGGCUGAAAACUGGCAGGAUAUUGCCUCAAAGGCUCAAGCAGGUCUUUUAAACUCAAUACCUCCCAAAUGGCGUCUACCCGAACCGGUCGACCCGUCUGUGAUGGACGUUCGUGGCAUUCCAAGGGCCUGCGCACUGCUUACGGAGAAACAACUCUUGAUCACUGAGCAGACGGCCAGUGAGCUCGUUCCCCAGCUGAGAGACGGCAAGCUGUCCUCUGUCGAAGUGACAGAGGCCUUUUGCGCAAGGGCUGCAAUUGCACAUCAGUGUGUGAACUGCCUGACAGCAUUCUUCCCCGACGAGGCUCUUGCACGAGCAAAAGAACUCGAUGACAUCCUCGCAAACACGGGUGUCCCGGUCGGGCCCUUGCACGGGUUACCCGUGGGCAUCAAGGACAUCUUCCACAUGAAGGACAAGAACCUGACCAUGGGCUAUCUGGCAUGGCAUAACAACCGGUGCACGUACGACGCGUCAAUAAUCCAGAUGCUGAGAAAUGCCGGAGCUGUCUUCUUCGUGCGCACCACCAUGCCGCAGACGGGCAUGUUCCUCGAAACCUGGAGCAACCUCUGGGGCCGCACCAUGAACCCUUUCAACAGGCACUUCUCUGCGGGCGGCUCCUCUGGUGGAGACGGAAGUCUCGUGGCCAUGCGAGGCGCACCAUUCUGCCCAUCGACCGAUAUUGGCGGCAGCAUCCGUGCCCCGGGAACCUUCAACGGACUGUAUGCCAUGCGACCGACGGCUGACAGAACGGCCAAGAGGGGCAUGGGCACACCCGCCCCCGGUCAGAUCUCUAUCAAGGUCUCCUCGGGCCCCAACUGCCACAGCAUGGCCGACGUCAAACUCGUGGCCGAGAUCCUCCUCACUCACCACGGUCUGCCCUUUGAACCUACCGCCGUGCGCAUGCCCUGGCAACAGCUCCCCGCGAAGACGGAGAAGCUCUCAAUUGGGUUGCUGGCCACGGACGGGUGUGUGACUCCACAACCACCGAUUGCGAGGGCGCUAGAGGAGACCGCGGCAAACCUGCGCGCGGCCGGUCACGAAGUGAUCGAAUUCCAACCACCGUUCGAUUGUUGGGAAGUCGCACAAGCCACGUGGCGAUUGUGGUUCCAGACCGGGGCAAAAGAGACGUUGGACCUGGUCGCGUCGUCGGGCGAACCGCUCUAUCCUACCUUCAAGUGGUAUCUCGAGACGUUUAACAUCCAGCCGUUGACCGUGCCGGAACUGUUCAAGCUCAACACCAAACAAGCAGAAUGGAAAUACCAAUUCGCCGAGGCGUGGCACGCCACCGCGUCGCGCACCCGCUCCGGCCGCCCGAUCGACUGCCUGCUCUGCCCGUGCGCCCCGUCGGCGAGCUUCCCCCACGGCUUCCCCGUCUGGUGGGGAUACUUCAGCCUGUGGAACCUGCUCGACUACCCGAGCAUCGUGCUGCCGCUGAAGAAGAUGCGGGUCGACCGCGACAAGGACCGCAAAGAUGUCGGGUACACGCCCCGCGACAACGUCUUUGACCGGAUGAAUUGGGAGGUCUACGAUCCCGAGAGGUGGGCGAAUCUGCCCGUCACGGUGCAGCUGGUCAGGCCGCAGUUUGGGGAUGAGGAGCUCAUUGCGGUCGCCGAGGUGGUUGAUCAGGUUUGUAAUUCGUGA
Messenger RNA from Fonsecaea nubica, 1641 nucleotides. RefSeq lists its product as hypothetical. Lineage: Eukaryota; Fungi; Ascomycota; Eurotiomycetes; Chaetothyriales; Herpotrichiellaceae. The record is from RefSeq and is a predicted model, not a curated record. Bases 1 to 1641 code for a protein of 546 amino acids. The transcript is spliced from 6 exons.